AUGGGGCCAGUGUCCGGGGAACUACACGCAGUUUCAAUGCUCGGCAUGGAUCGCGUUAUGAAGUGCAUGGUUAUGUUACCGGUCAGUGAACACCUAAUUGCCAAGGUGUUUUGCAAUGCAAUUCUCGUGUGUACUGUGGUGUUCUCCACUCGCUGGCGCUUAAGAUUCGACUAUGAAAUCAACUACGAUGUCCGCAAUGAUCAAUUUUCGCGCUUCAUCGAUAUGACGAAUUAUGUGGCUAUGAUAGUUAGCCACAUUAUUAUUGUAAUGGAGCUGGUAUGGCUUAAAAGAAACGAUGAAGUUAAUAAUCAGCUGGAAGGUAUUCGUCGUGAGAUGAAUGUGCUCCUGGGCAUCGAAGUGAACUUGCAGCGAGUUCGGGGAUAUUGCAAUGCGGUUUAUGCCUCUCUAUUUAUCCGCUGCCUGGUGUUUGGCCUGGCAACUAUUAUUGCCAAUCGACCCCUUACAUACUAUGCCAUCUACUCGGAAAUUGUCCUGCUGGUGCGAUUCUCCCAGUUUAGUUUGUUCUGUGCCGUCAUUUUGGCCCUUUACCAGGAGCUCACACCGGCUGGUCUAAGUGUCCUGGCGGAACUGGAGUCCUCACUGUACGAAUUGGAUUCGGUACGCCAAUCGUCCAUAGAGAAUUUGGCCAAGUUGCAGCGGUUGCAUGGAUUAUUGUGGCAGGCUAUCCGCUGCCUGGAGCACAAUUUCCAGAUUUGUUUAAUUACCAUGCUAAUGAAGUUUUUUGUGGACACCUCGGCGAUGCCUUAUUGGCUCUACCUCAGCAAUGUGCAGAUCACGGGUUGGCGCUCCAAUUGCUGUUAG
Molecule: messenger RNA, 822 nt
Organism: Drosophila serrata
Lineage: Eukaryota; Metazoa; Arthropoda; Insecta; Diptera; Drosophilidae
Product: putative gustatory receptor 98a pseudogene
Source: RefSeq, a predicted model, not a curated record